Messenger RNA from Spinacia oleracea (spinach), 2204 nucleotides. RefSeq names its product serine/threonine-protein kinase RIPK. The record is from RefSeq and is a predicted model, not a curated record. Gene Ontology annotation, molecular function: ATP binding; protein kinase activity. Gene Ontology annotation, biological process: protein phosphorylation. The transcript has 5 exons. NCBI's taxonomy places the organism in Eukaryota, Viridiplantae, Streptophyta, Magnoliopsida, Caryophyllales, Amaranthaceae. The coding region runs from base 447 to 1844 and encodes 465 amino acids.
UUCUUUUUUACAAAAAAAAAAGAAAAAAGAAAAGUUCAAAAGGAGUUGUAAACCUCUAUCUAAAUGUUUUGUAUUGUGGAGGGGUAGUUGUUGAUUUGAAUAAUAGAGAGCAACAAGGUGGAGGCUUCCUCACUUCCUCUUACCUUUUCUCCUCCCUUUAAAGUCUUGCCUUCCAUUUCCCAUUUUUCACCAUCCCAAAAACUCCUCAUUCUUUCUUUCUUUUUUCUCUCUCUCUACUUUCUCUCUCCUACAUUUUCAUGAUAUUUUCAAGGCUCAACUAACUACAACAUCAUCAUCAUCAUCAUCAUUUACUCUUCUCGUCUAUGCUCAGGGUCGGGCCUGAUAGAAAGAUCAAAUCUAUUUCUACAUUGUGAAAUCAUACAUCGAAGUUUUUUUCUAUAUCGUUUGAGAUAAAAUCAUAUCAUAUUAUACAUACAUAAAUAAUAAUGACAGUGAACAACAAGAUUUCAUGGAGAACGUUUAUGCCUUGUUGUGGUAUAUUGGAUGAACAACAAGUUGCAGUUGCUAAUGUUCCAAAACCGAGGAAAGUAUCCGCUUCAGAUAAUCAAUACUUUCAAAAGAUCGGGUUCGCCCAUAAUUUGAGUGACCCGAAUUCGCUUACCUUAUCCGAGGAUCUAUCCAUUUCUCUUGCGGGUUCUAACAUUCACGAGUUUAAUCUCAAUGAGUUAAGGUUGAUUACUCAGAAUUUCUCCUCUAAUAAUUUCUUAGGGGAAGGCGGGUUUGGCCCGGUCCAUAAAGGGUUCAUCGAUGAUAAAAUUAGACCCGGGUUAAAGGCCCAACCCGUUGCGGUUAAAAUUCUUGACCUCGAUGGUGAUCAAGGACAUCGCGAAUGGCUGGCAGAAGUGAAGGUGCUUGGACAACUAAGACAUCCCCACUUGGUAAAGUUGAUAGGAUAUUGUUGUGAAGAUGAACAUAGAGUUUUAGUAUACGAGUAUAUGCCUCGUGGUAGCCUUGAAAAUCAGCUCUUUCGAAGAUUUUCUGCUUCACUUCCAUGGUUAGCAAGACUUAAGAUUGCACUUGGAGCUGCUAAAGGGCUCGAGUUUCUCCACGAAGCAGAGAACCCAAUCAUCUACCGCGAUUUCAAAGCCUCCAACAUCUUAUUGGAUUCUGAUUUCACUCCAAAACUGUCUGAUUUUGGUUUGGCAAAAGAUGGUCCUGAGGGAGAUGACACUCAUGUGUCCACAAGAGUUAUGGGCACACAAGGAUAUGCUGCUCCUGAAUACAUCAUGACAGGUCAUUUGACAGCAGCAAGUGAUGUAUACAGUUUUGGAGUUGUACUCUUGGAACUUCUUACUGGGAGAAGAUCAAUGGACAAGAAUCGUCCCCCAAGAGAACAAAACUUAGCCGAAUGGGCUAGACCACAACUACAAAGCCAACGACGACUUGCUCGUUUAAUGGAUCCGAGAUUGGAGGAUCAAUACUCUGAGGAAGGGGCCCAACAGGCUGCAUUACUAGCCUACCAAUGUUUAAGCCAUCGACCCAAGAGCAGGCCCACAAUUAGCGUCGUCGUGAAGACCUUAGAACCCUUGUUGGGCCUAGUCCAUGAUAUCCCAACUGGGCCUUUUGUUUACACCGCCCCAAGUGACCAAAGUCCGGCCCACGAUAAAAUGGGUGGCGGCGAAGCAAAGAAAGAAAACGGCCACCAUCACACCACCACCGCCACCACCACCAACCACCAGGAACGUCCUCAGCGCCGCCACGACAUAAAUCGUCUACGAGCACCAAAACCUUCAAGCAUAGUACACUCAGACCCUAAUGUACAAAGAAAUCUAAGAAAUGGGUUUAACUCCCCUGGCCACCACCACAUGGGAAGAGGAGCAUAGACCAUCAGGAAAAUGUGUGUUACUAGUAACAACAUUUGGGAUAAAAAUGCCCCACAAAAAGAGAACAAGAAAAAGGAAACUUCAUAUUUGUAAAUAGAAGUUUGCAAAAUUAAAUUAAUCACCAAGAUAAUUAGAAUAGGAAUACAAUAUACGUUUGAUUUUUUUUUUCUCUUCAUUCUUUGAAUUAUGAGGUUCGUUUUUUUGAUUAGCUAAUUAUUGUGAAAAUUAUACAUAUAUUUUUUGAAUUGUUACAAAGUUGUACCUAGUUGUUAUUAUAAAUGAUGAUUAGAGCGAGGAAUAUGUUAAUGAUACUUGAAGUUGCUUUCUCUUAAAUUUAUUUUAAUUUUAAUUUGUUGUCUC